Molecule: messenger RNA, 3480 nt
Organism: Darwinula stevensoni
Lineage: Eukaryota; Metazoa; Arthropoda; Ostracoda; Podocopida; Darwinulidae
Source: the annotation of a GenBank genome assembly
AUAAAAUGGGUUCUUACUGUUAUAGAUCAAUAUUGGAUGUGAGUGAUGUUUGGCCUAUUCCUGGAAGUUAAAAAGGCCUAUGAGCGACUCAGCAGAAGCUAUAUUCCAAUUCAUGAAAAUCUUUUCUGGUUGAUGGCUUGAUGUGAUGAUUGCUAAACAACAAUGGUACUAGGACGGAAGAGGUUGUUUCCCUUGCUGACCAUGAGCUUUUGUGAAGCCAAUUGUUCUGGUAGAGGUGAUUGCUUCAAUGGCACGUGUGUCUGUGAGGUGGAGUUUGGAGGAGAUUGGUGUCAAGAUCCAAAUCGAAGUUACUUCUUAGCAUUUGCAUCCAUAUUCUACACUGUGUGUGCUGUUUCCUUCCUGCAACUCAUCGUGUGCAUGUAUGCAGAGGUGCAACGAAUGAAGACACCCUCAUUUAGAAGAGCAUUUCGUGUCACCACACAGAAGGCUCUUUAUGUCCUCAUCUUCAUUGCUGCUGCAUUGCGUGCUGUAUACUUUUCAUUCGGCGAAAACCAUGACCUGAGUUUGUCAUCCAGUCUCCUUGGAGCAUAUUAUGCUGUGAUGCUCACUGGAUCUUCUCUUAUUGUCUGCUUCUGGGCUGAAGUUUUUCAUAUCCCUGGUGUCAAAUGGGAAAGACCACGGUUUUUGAGCAAAAGUUUCAUUGGCUUUGUGGCAUUCAACAUUAUCACCUAUUCUCUCUUGGCAGCAGAACUUUUAAUGCUGUUUGUUGCUCCCAAGUCCCAAGAACAUCAGGAAUUUCUAGUCCAGAUCUUCAAUGGCUGCUACGCAGUUCUUAUUUUCAUUGUCGUCGUGUUCUUCCUCAUAUACGGAGUGGAGGUCUUUUUCAAGGUGAGAGGAGGCUUCCUGAGAGAUCUUCAAAGGAAUGGACAUGCACUGGAGACGAUAACAAUCAAAGGCAAGAGGGGACGAGAACACCCAGAGACACAGACACAACAGGAGCAAUUACAGCCUGAUGAUGGAGUACAUGAGCCUUCAGAACAUGUCCUGAAUGCCACUGUGGACUUUGGUCAACUCCAUCAGUCAAGAUUUGGUCUUGUAUUCCAAGCAUGCAUACUCUUGUGCACUGUUUGCUUCUUAUUCUCUGAUGUUCUUGGCCACUUCUGGAAGGACAAACCUGAUCAGCUAUGGAUUUUGAAUCCAAAGAGGAUCUUGAAGCGACUUGAUGCUGAUGCUGUGGCAGGAGAAUCUAUAGUACAUCAGCCUGGAGUAUCAGCUGCUGAAGAUGAUGAUCGUAGUAGCAAUGCAAGUGGAGACAGCAAUGUAUCAGGUUUGGAAUGCUGGAUAUGCUAUGAUGGAGAGAGAGCAGAUGCUGGGCCACUAAUACAACCAUGUCAAUGCAAAGGCGGUGUUGGAGCUGUGCAUCAUGACUGUCUUCGUCGGUGGCUCAUUGAGGCUGCAGGAAAAGAUGAAACAGGGGAUGGAGGUGCAAUGCGUUGUCGUGUCUGCGACACACCCUAUCAGUUGGAAUGGGGAGCUGGUAGUGCUUUCAGAGGAGCUUUCCCUAUGAAAAGGAGGCAUUGGGUCCACACCACUCUUCUGACAAUGGUCAUGUGUGUUGCUGGCAUUGGGGCAUGGGCAGCAUUUCAAGUCCAAGCAUCCACAGGAAUCAAGCUCCUGGCUGUGGGAUUGGCACUAGUCGUUCAUUACCUCUGUGUCAGGUUUCUGGGGUUUUCCGUCAUAAAGGCGUAUCAUCGAGCGAAAAUCUCGGCAGUGAAGAUCUUGGGCUCUCGGCCAUCCGAGCCCGAAGCGGAGGGCCAGGAAAGAGUCAUAACUGUGAUGGCUACGAGUCGACUCCUAUUUCCUGUCCCAGAGAGUCACAUCUGAAUUGAACCCCAAUGCUUUGGUUUCGCAACAAGUCCGCGAUGCCCACAUCUCGCUUCAAUACGGUCAUCGCUCCUGCAGAGCAGCCGUGUUAUCACGUGCCCAAUUUCUAGAUCUACAUUUUUUUGUAUUUAUAUGGGGUCCUCCCUGGCCACAAUAGGUGUCUGUGAACAAAUUACUGAAUUUCCUGCUGCUCGUACCUGCACUCAUGCGCACACCCUCUGGAUUCAGACGAGAGUUUCCCUUGGUGUCGUUGACCAUUUACCAGAGGUGAAUGAGAUCUCCUUCACCCCGUGAUAGAAGUUUAAAUCUUUGUACUGAGCUGGCUAUCAUUAAUUGAAAUGGAUCAGAAUUUAUUUAUGGCAGGUGUGACAUUCCUGAACAUGUCAUCGAGGCUAAAAGAUUUUCUAUUGUCGGCUCUCGUCAGACCGUGUGAUCAGGGUGAGAAGAAUUUUCAGAGAUUGGUAUUGUCUCUUGGGAAAUCAUUUUGCACUGCUGAAUCGUCACACCUGUUUUGCUAACAGCCAGGUGCUCUACUAAAAUAUUUAUGUACUUUUUCCCACCUUCUAAAUAAAAAUUAAAAGCGUGUGACCUACAGCAGCACUAAAACAAAGAUUACCAAAAAAUCUAUAAUAGAAUUCCAUGUGUCGCUUCUAGUGAUGAUACCUGUCAAAUAUGUGCUGUUCUUGCUGAACAGACUCAUGGCCCUCGACCAGUGACAACCGAGAAGUUCCUGCCGUGCAGCAGACUCAAAUAUCGAUUGCCCCUCUCCCAAGUCAAAUCGAAUGUGAUAGUGACCCGGUCCCAUAUUUAUGUGGAUCUAGCAUAGACAAGAAGCAGAGGAAUCGGGUGCUCGGUUCGAGCCCCAGGUUCCAUCGUGCCACCCGUGAUGAUGAUGGUGAUGGUAACUAGAAGAGAGGAGCUUUUUCGAGGACCGGUGAUGUUUCCGGAAACACCAAUGCUUUGAUAACGGAGAAAUAUUGAGGAUCGUUUGCUCGUUUUGCCUGCCCUCCUCACCUCGCUGCGCACUAUUUUCUCUCGGUGAAUCUUUUAGUCGAGAGGAUCUUUUGCAUGGAUUUCGGUGUGGUGCCAUAGGAUUCCCUUCUGCAUUUAGGUGCUGUGUACCGAACCGAUGACGGAAGUUUGUUUAGCUCUUUUUUUUUUCCCUUUCCACGACCUCUCAUACUUUUGUACAUAAGAAGUGUCGGCGAUUUUAACCCUCUUCCCCGUGCAUUCUCCCAAGUAUUACGAAAGACAAAGAAUUCCUCGGGCUGGUUUCUCCAUUUCGAUACCCGUGGAAGAGCGGAUGGUUUCCGCGUUUUUAUACGCUCCAGAUCUUGAGCAAAAAUUGUUCGUUCUGUUGGAAACUUCGAAUGCAGGGUUCUUGCGCUCUCUCUUGCGCACUUUUCACUUUUUCCGCGUUUCCGGUCUUUUUUCGCGAUGGAGAAGCCAGUCGAACGAGUGUGUGUGUGUGUUUUUCUUCUUCUCUUUAGAUUUCUUUUUCUUGAUCUCACGAAGAGGAAGCUCUUGGCAUUGAUCGAAGGUACCUUUUUGACGUAAGCACGGGAUUGAGAUUGGUUAUUUUCAGCGUUCCAAGAGUUGUUCUUUCUUCAAGAAAAAAAAUAAAGGGCUUGCCAU